CACUGAUUACUGGCCGUUUUCUGUCAAACGGCGGCGGGUCGGUUGUGCUGUGUUCGUGAAAAUUAUUUUUGUGAAUAUUAUAUUUUUGUAUUUAGAUAAAUGGGAUGGGGGACUGAUAAAGCAUUUUUUAUCUAGAUAAGGGCAAGCCAUGAUUGUCCUUAGCAUUUAGUCGCGUUUGGAACUCGACGAGUGUUACAUAGCGGUCCAAUACUGCUCUCGUGGACUCCGGUUUUCCGUGACACUUUAGCGGUUCGGAACUUUUUAAGCACUUUAAAAUAACGAGUGCGGACUUUUCAGUGGAAACAAGUACUUAUUUCAUCCAUAUACUGUUAAUAAAGUUGUAAAAGUGGUUUUUAUAUAUCUGGGCACUUGUGGGAGCGUGUCACGAUGUCUUUGAACUCCACGCUUGACAACUUUUGCGGUUCUCAAUUUUGGGACAGCAACCUCACGUGGUACACGGAGGACCCCACGUUCACGCCAUGCUUCGAGAAGACCGUGCUCGUCUGGGCGCCGUGCCUCUUCCUCUGGCUGGCCUCAGUGUUCGAGGCCUACUACAUCCUCAACAGCAAAGAGGGCGUCAUACCGUGGAACGUGCUCAACAUCACAAAACUCUCGCUCACCAGUUUGUUAAUAGUGCUCACGUUUGUGGACCUCGGUGUGACAGUGCACAAGACGUCGGAGGAGCAGCCAGUGUAUGACGUGGACUAUUACAGUCCCAUUGUGAAAAUCUUGACGUUUGCACUAUCGGCGACGAUACUGCACUACAACAGGAAGCAUGGCAUGCGGGCGUCAGGCGUGCUAUUCUUCUUCUGGUUGCUCGCCACGUUGGCAGCACUGCCACAACUCAGAUCAGAGAUACUGCUUCACAACGGGAAGGAAGAGGAUGAGAACAUCAGAUACAACUUCAUCAGCUACAUGAUAUACUUCCCGCUGGUGGUGUUGAUGUUUGUGCUGAACUGCUUCGCUGACCUGCCCGCCAGCCCCACAAAGUUUGAUAAUCUGCGCAUGUGUCCAGAGAAUGCAGCAGGGUUCCCUAGCCGCCUGACCUUCAGUUGGUUCGACCCGCUCGCCAUCACUGGGUUCCGUAAGAGCCUGGUGGAAUCGGACCUGUGGGCGCUCAACCCGCAGGAUUCGUCCAGUGAGAUCGUGCCCAAGUUUGAGAAGUUCUGGCAGAGAACGCUUAGGAAAAGGGAAACGUCCAACAACCCUAAAGCCACGUUCACCCGAACGACGGCCACCGUGGACCUGAAGCCGGAGACGGAGCGCAAGCCGGCGUCCAUCCUGCCCGCGCUGUGCCUCGCCUUCGGCGGGCAGUUCGUCUUCGGGUCCAUCCUCAAGCUCGCCAACGACAUAUUGUUGUUCCUCUCGCCGCAGCUGCUUAAUUUGUUAAUAGGUUUCGUAAAAACUAAGCAGCCGAUAUGGAAGGGAUACUUCUACGCUGUGCUUCUGUUGGGAUGCGCCACAGUACAGACAAUGCUGCUAGCGCAUUACUUCACGAGAAUGUACCUUGUGGGCAUGAGAAUAAGGACGGCGUUGACCAGCGCCAUCUACAGGAAGUCUCUGAGAAUGUCCAACUCAGCGAGGAAAGAAUCAACCGUUGGUGAAAUUGUAAAUCUGAUGUCCGUCGAUGCUCAAAGGUUCGUGGAGUUGACAGCGUAUCUGAACAUGAUAUGGUCGGCGCCACUGCAGAUCACACUAGCUCUAUACUUCCUCUGGGGGGUCCUUGGGCCGUCAGUGCUGGCCGGGUUAGCUGUCAUGAUCAUCCUCAUACCCUUCAACGCGUUAAUAGCCAAUCGAGUGAAGACCCUGCAGAUAAGACAAAUGAAGUACAAGGAUGAAAGAGUCAAGCUCAUGAAUGAAGUGCUCAAUGGGAUUAAGGUUUUAAAGAUGUACGCAUGGGAGCCAUCCUUUGAGGAGCAAGUACUUAAAAUAAGGAACAAGGAAAUGAAAGUGCUUAAACAGACCGCGUACUUAAACUCUGCUACCUCAUUCAUCUGGGCUUGUGCGCCCUUCUUGGUAACGUUCCUUACAUUCUUCACGUACGUGGUGUCCGACCCGACACACCUGUUGACCCCGGAGAAAAUGUUUGUGUCCAUCUCGCUCUUCUUCACAAUGCACUUGCCCCUGGGGCUCCUGCCGCUGGUCGUUGUGUCUGUCAUCGAGACAUCAGUUGGUAUAAAAAGAUUGAAUAAGUUCAUGAACUGCCAAGAGUUGGAUGAGAGCGCGGUGACACACGAGAAAGACCCGAACCCGCUCUCAAUGGAGAACGGCAACUUCUCGUGGGACGAAACAGACGGGUCGUCGGUGCUGAAGAGCAUCAGCCUGCAGGUGCCGCGCGGGCACCUGGUCGCCAUCGUGGGCGCCGUCGGCUCCGGCAAGAGCUCGCUGCUGGCCGCCUUCCUCGGAGAGAUGCACAAGAUCUCCGGCCGCGUCAACACAGUGGGUUCCACAGCGUACGUGCCGCAACAAGCCUGGAUCCAGAACGCCACGCUACGAGACAACAUCCUGUUCGGGCUAGACUUGCACAAGGAGAAAUAUAACAAUGUCAUCAAUGUGUGCGCGCUGAAGCCAGACUUCGAGAUGCUGCCUGGAAGCGACCAGACUGAGAUUGGAGAGAAAGGCAUCAACCUGUCGGGCGGGCAGAAGCAGCGCGUGUCGCUGGCGCGCGCCGUGUACGCGGACGCGGACAACUACUACCUGGACGACCCGCUCAGCGCCGUCGACUCGCACGUCGGGAAACACAUCUUCGACAAGGUGAUCGGACCCCAAGGCCUACUAAAGGACAAGACACGUCUAUGGGUCACCCACAACGUAUCGUACCUGGCGCAGACAGACCUGGUGGUGGUGCUGAAGCAGGGCGCCGUGUCCGAGGUGGGCUCCUACCAGCAGCUGCUGGAGAAGAAGGGCGCCUUCGCCGAGUUCCUGCUGCACCACCUGAGCGACGCAGAGCGGGCCACCACUGAAGAACUGAACGUGAUCAAAAAAGACCUGGAGAGCAAGUUGGGCUCGGAGUUCCAGAGCAAGAUCCAGCGAGCGCGAUCACUGUCUGAAAGCGCCUCGGAGUCUGACGUCGCCGCCGGAGACAGGAAGAACAGCAUUCGCAAGCAGACCCCCGACACCGUCGCCACCGAUAACGAGCUCAAGGAAAAGAACAAACUCAUCGAAGUCGAGAAAACUGAGACCGGCAGCGUGAAAUGGACGAUAUACAAGGACUACCUAACGAGCGUGGGCAUCGGCGCGUCUCUGCUGACCGUCCUCAUGAACCUGUUGUUCCAAGUUGUGCAAGUCGGCUCGAGCUACUGGCUGGCGCGGUGGUCUACCGAACCUAACAUGACGGACGCUAACGGCACAGUCAUCACAAGCACGCGAGACAUGUACCUCGGAGUUUACGGCGGACUCGGCCUCGGACAAGUGAUCGCGGUGUCGGUGUCAUCACUGGCCCUCUACCUGGGCGCGCUGGCGGCGGCGCGCUCGCUCCACAACGCUCUGCUGGCGGGGGUACUGCGAGCUCCGUCCAUCGGCUUCUUCGACUGCACGCCGGUGGGCCGUAUCAUCAACCGCUUCAGCAAGGAUGUGGACACGCUCGACAAUGUGCUGCCCAUGACGCUCCGCGGCUGGACCUCGUGCUUCUUCUCGGUGCUAGGCACGCUAUUCGUGAUAAGCUUCUCCACGCCUAUCUUCAUGGCGAUCAUCAUCCCGAUCGGCAUCAUCUACUACGUGAUCCAGCGGUUCUACGUGGCCACCUCCAGACAGCUGAAGCGGCUCGAGUCAGUGUCGCGGUCGCCGAUAUACUCGCACUUCGGCGAGAGCAUAACCGGAGCUUCUACUAUUAGAGCGUACGGGGUUAUACAGAGAUUCAUCGACAUCUCCGAACGAGGCGUGGACCACAACCAAGAGUGCUACUACCCGAGCUGCAUCGCCAACCGCUGGCUCGCGGUCCGACUAGAAAUGAUCGGAAACCUCAUCAUAUUCUUCGCGGCGGUGUUCGCGGUGCUGGGAAAACAGUCCGAUGAUGGCAUCACGGCUGGCUUGGUCGGGUUGUCCGUCAGUUAUGCGCUACAGAUCACACAAACAUUGAACUGGCUGGUGCGAAUGACGUCAGAAGUUGAAACGAACAUCGUUGCUGUGGAGAGGAUAAAGGAAUACGCUGAAACCAAACAGGAAGCAGCCUGGACGGUCCCCAACGGCCCCGCCUCAGACUGGCCGGCGACGGGCGCGGUGCAGCUCGACCGAGUGAGCCUCGGGUACCGCGUGGGCGGCGAGCCCGCGCUGCGUGACGUCACGUGCGCCGUGGCCCCGCGGGACAAGGUCGGCAUCGUGGGCAGGACCGGCGCCGGGAAGUCUACCCUGACUCUGGGGCUGUUCAGGAUAGUAGAAGCGAUGGACGGCCGCAUCCUCAUCGACGGCGUGGACAUCUCCAAGAUCGGGCUGCACCAGCUGCGCUCGCGCAUCACCAUCAUCCCGCAGGACCCCGUGUUGUUCUCGGGGACUCUCAGGAUGAACCUCGACCCCUUCCUCGCGUAUACUGACGAUGAUAUCUGGAGGGCGCUUGAGCACGCGCAUUUGAAGGGCUUUGUUGAAGGUCUGACAGCAGGCCUCCGUCACGAGAUCUCCGAGGGCGGCGAGAAUCUCUCCGUGGGACAGAGACAGCUGGUGUGUCUGGCGCGAGCUCUCCUGAGGAAGACGCCUCUACUAGUGCUGGAUGAGGCCACGGCCGCCGUCGACCUGGAGACCGACGAGCUUAUACAGAAAACCAUCCGUUCCGAGUUCUCGUCCUGCACGGUGUUAACGAUAGCGCACCGUCUUAACACGAUCAUGGACUCGACGCGCGUGAUGGUGCUGGACAAGGGGCAGCUCGUGGAGUUCGCGCCGCCCGACCAGCUGCUGCAGGACAAGAACUCCAUCUUCUACAGUAUGGCUAAGGACGCCGGACUGGUUAACUAGUUGCGAUUAUAUGGGGAGAUAGAAAAGGUAUAGGAAGAAGGGGGUGAUUCGGCAGGUCGUUUUUUUGUGAUUAUACGGGGGGUUAAGAAAGGUGUAGUGAGAGGAGAGUGUGAUUCGGCAUGUCUUUCUGAACAACUUUUGUAUUACAAGUUUUUUUUAAAUUCGGGUAUAAAAGAAACACCUCUUUCGGCUUACUAUGCCACUUUUUCAACAGCCCGUAUAACGCGUACGUAACCUCUAAACCGCCAAGAUUGAUUGUAAAGUUUUAUUUUCAGUGUUUUAUUAUCUUCUGCAUGCAAUGGGCAGAUAGGUGUAUUCAAAGUUUACUUGAUAUGAGUGGUUGGCGGUUACAAGGUUAAAAUCAAUGUAGGCAUCGGUAGAUACUAUUAAGCAGAACUCGAAUCACUUAUGUACGACUUGCUAUAAAUUUGUGUUACCCACUUGUCAUAAGUUAUAUUGUGUGCACAUAAGAAAUAAAUAACACCUCUGUCAAUAUAAAUAAAGACGAUCACGUAUUUUUUUUAUGAAGAUUGCGUUAAAUGACGUCUCUGAGUACGGCAGUAUCAUUCAUCAGCUACUUAAAAAUAAAACUGUCAAUAGUAUUUAUCGAUGACAACACGCUCACACCGCAGGGUAGGUUCCGCAAUAAUUUAGUUAGACUUCUGUAAACCACUACUUUUAAUGACGCCUUAUUAGCGUUGUGAUAGCUGUAAAUUAAACCUAAUCGUCUGUCCGUUUUCUACUGUCUUUGAAUAAGCAUGUCGUAUCCAAGUGAUGUAGAUUUAAAAUAAGAAUCCGAUUUGAAUAGGCAACUGUUAUUAGGUUUAAGAUUUCACUGAGAAUAUCUCCACUAUAAGUUAUCAAAUAUUGAAUGCAUAGCCUUGCAUUUUAACAUUAUAUUUAAAUCUUACUGGUAACAGUAUGUGGUUGCACGUGACAAAACAUAUUGUUUAUUGUUUUAAUGCAUUUACAAUGGCGUUUUACAGAAUUAUACAUUAGUUUAUAACACGGUCACAAGUUCGUAAAAUUAAAAUAAAACAGUACAAAUUAAUGUUGUAGGUACCAUCAUCACACACUUACUAGUUGUUUUUUUCUUUAAUUCCACUGCCCUUAAUGUUAUACUUAAUGCAAUACUUAUUUAAUGUUAUUUUGUACUUUAAAUGAAAAAAAGUGUGCUUAAUUCGUACUUACAUAUAAUUUUACAAUUUGAUAUUUUGUUUCUUAUUAAGUACUUAUAUUCUUUAUAAGAUAAGUUAAUUGUUUUCUUUUCAAUAUAGAAUUUUAUGUAAAUAGCACGGUUUCGAAUCAAAUCUAUAUUUUAGUGUGAUAAUUAAUUAUACAUCACGAAUUAUUAAAUGUUAUGUUGAUAAGGUUUUCGAUGUCUGUGUUCCAGCGACUUAUAUUCACUAAAAUGUAGUUCAGGCGAUGUGCUCUGCCCAUUAAUAUUUCGAGUGCCUUUGAAUCGUAUGUUUAGUUUGAUGAGUACAUCGUGUACAUUUACCUACUUAACUAAAUAUUAUUAAUGGAAGAAACUCGGCCAUACAACAGGAUAUUGCCAAAAGUGUGUUGGGAUCCGAAAGGGUUAUUCAUUCUGAAGUACUUUAUAGCUGUUAAAUUUAUGUGGGUGAAGAAAUAUUAUUUUCUAUUACUAGGAAGAGAUGUCGAACAUGAUUUUUGCUUUAUUUCUGUGUACCCCUUUCGGAUUUCAAUAUCAGUUUUGUAGCAACCUGUUUAAGACUCUCAUACCUCUACAAAAUAAAUAAAUUGCAUUUAA
Molecule: messenger RNA, 6718 nt
Organism: Plutella xylostella (diamondback moth)
Lineage: Eukaryota; Metazoa; Arthropoda; Insecta; Lepidoptera; Plutellidae
Gene: MRP
Product: Multidrug-Resistance like Protein 1
Biological process (GO): transmembrane transport
Cellular component (GO): membrane
Molecular function (GO): ATP binding; ABC-type transporter activity; ATP hydrolysis activity
Source: RefSeq, a predicted model, not a curated record